AACAUAUUUGUAUAUAUUUAUUUAUUUAAUUUAUAUGUAUAUUUUUGUGUAAGUCUCUUCGCCCAGCGUGCUAUGUGCCGUCAGCGCUCACUGCGCAUGCGCACGCAAUCACAAAUAUGCCCGCUGCCUGACAUACAGUCGACAGCAAAUCAGCUGGAGCAAUAUGACGUGUUAGUUGACCAGAUAGUUUCUGUCCGUCCUUCUUUGUGCAGUUUGACGCUUGAGGUCAGAGGUCAUGGCUGUUGAUUGUGGCGUGUUCGUGGACUGGUCUCAGAUGGGCGAUGUGAGUCACGACGCGACUCCCGGUAAGAUCGAAUAUAAAGACUUCAAGGAGCUGAAGCAGCACGCCCGCUCGGGCCAGUGGGCCAAAAAUCACAGCCAGCGCUCGGCCGUUUACCAGCAGCUGCUCAAAGCUCUGCCGUGUCGCACCGUCACGCCGGACGCCGCGGUCUACCGCGAUAUCGUAGGCAGUGCUAACAGCAAGCGCAACCCAUCCGCUUACCUCUUGCCAGAGUUUGUGGACGGGGUGGCAGUGCCACGCUACUGUCUGAAGGCCGAAUCUGUGGGAUCAGUGCAUGCUGUGAUUUCUUGCAUCGCAGGGCAGUUCCCAGAUAUCUCGUAUUGCCCGUCUUUACCGGCGGUGACCGCGCUGCUGCUGCACUGGAGCGCAGAUGAAGCGCAGUGCUUCGAGAGCGUCAGCCGCAUGCUGGCCUGCAACGAACCCGGGCGCCGUUUAUUAGAUCAGACUUUCCUUGCAUAUCAAUCAGCCUGCAUGACCUUUGGCGACCUUGUGCAUAAAUACUGCCCGGGCGCGCAUAAACUGAUGGUGGCCACCGCGACAGACGUCCUGGAGGUUUACUCUGACUGGCAGCGAUGGGUUCUGGGCGACCUGCCUUUUAGCUUCGCUGCGCGUGUGAUGGACGUUUACUUGGUGGAGGGGUAUAAGGUCCUUUACCGCGUGGCGCUGGCGAUACUGAAGUUCUACCGCAAGCAGCGCAGCGCUGCAACAAGCUCGGCUUUAACCAAGCAGGACUCGGCGGCGAUCAGGAGCGAUAUACAGGAAUUCGUGCAGAAUAUCGGGAAAAGCGUGACGCCGGAAAAGCUGCUUGAAAAGGCCUUUUCCAUCCGCCUGUUCAGCCGGAAAGAGAUCACACUGCUGCAGCUGGCCAAUGAGAAAUCACUCCAGCAGAAAGGCAUCACCGUCAAACAGAAGAGCUCUAUCAAAAGACAAAAUGUGCAGUUAGCGGUGAACGCUGAUAAUUUCAGCUCGGAGAUCGUCAGCGCUAAAGAGAUCAGAGAUAUCUGGUCGUGGAUCCCGGAGCGUUUCGCUUUAUGUCAGCCGCAGCUGCUCUUCACCACAUCCACACACGGCUGCAGCCUCAACAGGUUUUAUUCUCACUGUGAGGGAUAUGAGCCGACGUUAAUGCUCCUCAGAACUACAGAUGGAGAGAUGUGUGGAGCCUUCCUGUCCACUGAUUGGGAGGAGCGGAAGAGGGGCGGGAACAAGCUCAGCUUCUUUGGCACUGGAGAGUGUUUCGUCUUUAAAAUGAAGCCGGAGAUGGAGCGUUACGAGUGGGUCAUCAUCAAACACCCGGAGCUGGCGAACUCGUCUCAAGCUGUAGAAGAUGAACAGACCGGAGCGAACGACAACGGUGGGCCGAAGUCUCUCGAGACACCGGCCACAGACGCGUCUCACCUGUCCCCAUUUCUCUCCGCAAGACACUUCAACCUCAACUCAAGGAACACCUCCAUGUUUAUGGCGGGAAAUGUCGACUCCAUCAUAAUCGGAGGAGGUGAAGGUAACGCUCUGUACAUCGACUCGGAGCUGAACCACGGCCGAACCGAGCGCUGCCUGACCUUCGACAACCCACCGCUGUGUGCUGAGAGCUUCCAGAUCGCUCUUCUGGAGGUUUGGGGAUUCAAAGACGCCAUGGCUUCAUAAGAGCGGCUCCAUUGUCUGAAAUGUGAUAGACGUCUCUUCAUGUAGGUUUUAACAGAGACAUGAUGCUCCUCCAGUGCACUAAAACAUCCGUCCCGAGCUCCAGUGAAGAUGAAGUUUAGUGUGUAUAUUUAUCUAUUUAAAACAUAUCUCAAGGUUUAUUUUGAUUCAUUUUAUAUCAUCAGAAAGCCUGUGUUGAUCUAAUCUGGAAAUGAAGUUAUGUAUUGAAGGAUUCAGUAUUUUGCUUUUUCUGCAGUAACAUUUGAGACUUUCAUGUUUAAUCAAAACCAAGCCUUUAUUGAUGUGAUUCCAGCAAAUUGUCAGAUAUCUGUCAUCUGUGGUGCUAAACACACCAAUAUAUAAUUUUUUUUUAAAUUUAUGUAUUUUCAUUAUGGGGUGAAAUAUGACCUCUGGUAUUUAUCAUGAUUUACACGAUCAAAGUUUCUCUGUCCCCAGUCCCCAAUUGAUUUUAUGGAAGCCCGUCUACUUUUGCAACUUUUUCUUUUGCAAUUUCAUGAUAUAAGCUCACAAUUUUAUUACGAAGUUAGAAUUGCAAGAUAUAACCAAAAUUGCAUUGCGAGUUUAUAUCUUGCAUUUCCGACUUAUUUUUUUUUUAUUGUAAGUUUAUAACUCACAAUUAUAAUUAUUUUUUGCAGUUGCAAGUUUAUUUCUCCGAUUUGUGUUCAUAUCUUGCAAUUCUGAUUAAUUCUUCGAAAUUUUGAAUUUAUAACUCUCAAUUCUGCAUAAUUUUUCGCCAUUGCAUAUUUUUGUCUCGCAAAUCUGACUUUUUCACUAUUGGAAGUUUAUUUCUCAGAAUUGUGAGUAAUCACAAUUCAGAGAAGAAAAAAAUCAGAAUUGUGAGAUAAUAAGUCCAAAAGCCUUUUACAAUUUUUUUAUUCAGUGGCAGAAAUGGGCUUCCAUAGUUCUUCUGUGCAGCUUUGUGCCAGUUGGUAAAAAUCAAAUGUACAAAGAGGACCAGAAAACAUGAUCUCUUCACUAACCUCCUUAGUACUUCUGGGGCAUUUAUUGAGUUUCAAAGGCAUUCCAGUGUUCUUUUGAAUCAGAAAUCAACAUUCUGGCACCAUUCACUAUUAUUACUGUCCUCUCGUUGUUCCAAACUUUCUUUCUAUAGUGAAACACAAACAGACAGAAAUUGCUAAAUAAAAUAGGUAGCAUUUUUAUACAGUUAAAGUCAAGUGGUCCGAGCUGCUUAAAGAACAAAAAACACCAGUAAAGUUACAUUUAGGCAAAAUAAUAAUAGUGAAAAAUACACACUAUAUUCCACUUAUACUAUACACAAUAGAUUUAUGUGAGGAACAGACAUCGUAGCUCUCUAUUUCUUAUGUACACAAUCUGCAUAUUCAUGAUUUCAAACCUGAUGCACCAAGUUUGAAUAUGUGCAUAAAAUUUGACAUUUUGAGUCUUUUUUCACACUUAGCUCUCAGAAGACUUUAAAUAUAGCAAUACAGUCCAAAAAAAAUCCUGUAAUUAGUUUUGCAUGCAUUAAGUAAAGUCAUGCAGUUUUGGAACAAUAUAAGGGCGAGUAAAUUAUGAUACAAUCUUAAUUUUCUACAUGUUACAUGCACUGUAUCCGAAUGAAUAUCAGCAGUGGACUAUAAUGACCAUAUCACUCGGUCCAAAUCCUAAAAAAAAAACAUGCAUACUUGCAAAAAAAAAAGUUUUUAUUUAGCUAAACAAAUGUUUAAUGUAUUAAUGUGUAAAAAGUUUAGCAGAGAUUCAGCUUGUUGUUAAUCGUUCGAUGUCUUUGCUUGAAUUCUAUGUAUGAAAGCAUAAUCAGCACUAUUUUAAGUGAGAAGUAUUUUAUGAGUUAUCAUUUUCUUUGCACUUUCUGAAUGUAUUUUAAGUUGCCGACUGUUAGUUACUCAUCUGCGAAUCAGUAUUAGUAAUAUAUUGUUUGUUUUCAGUCUCUGUGUAUCAGUUAGGAUUUAUUCUGCUCUUUUCUGUAAUAUCUUUGAAUCAGAGAUUCAGUGAUCAAAACUGGUUGUUGAUGAAUGUUUAAUGUGCAUAUACAUUGUGAUGUGUUUCCAUAUCAGGUGGUGUGUUUGUGUGUUUUGUGUCUCAGGUCUCCUGAGUGUGUAUGUGAGUGUGAAGUUCAAGUCUUAAAAAUGGAAAAACAUGGAGAACGACCGUAAAUUAUAGUGUCAAACAGGUAGUGGUCUGCUCAUAGAAGGCGUCAUGAUUUCUGUCUUUUAAACUAGGGAGUGAUCAGUUGUGAUGAAGAAUAAAAACUGUGCAAGCUGUCAUUAAAAAAGAUUUUUGUUCA
This is a messenger RNA of Carassius auratus (goldfish), 4223 nucleotides long. It is a transcript of the gene tbc1d24, whose product is annotated as TBC1 domain family, member 24. The record is from RefSeq and is a predicted model, not a curated record. The coding region runs from base 236 to 1942 and encodes 568 amino acids. NCBI's taxonomy places the organism in Eukaryota, Metazoa, Chordata, Actinopteri, Cypriniformes, Cyprinidae. The transcript is spliced from 8 exons.